GUUAGCACCUCUGGCGCGCCGGCCGUCCCAAGCGAGCCUACCGCCCCGGGCGCGCCUGCAGGCUCUGGAGGGGUCUCUGGCGGGGCUCCAGGGGCCAGCCCCGCCCCCCCCAGGGGUCAGGCGCCCCGGCGGAGGUCUGUCACGCCUGCUGCCAAGCGCCACCAGUGCCCCUUCCCGGGCUGCAACAAAGCCUAUUACAAGUCGUCGCACCUCAAGUCCCACCAGCGUACGCACACGGGUGAGCGCCCUUUCUCCUGCGACUGGCUCGACUGCGACAAGAAGUUUACGCGUUCUGACGAGCUGGCCCGCCACUACAGGACGCACACGGGCGAGAAACGCUUCUCCUGUCCCCUCUGCCCCAAGCAGUUCUCCCGGAGCGAUCACCUGACCAAGCACGCCCGCCGCCACCCAACCUAUCAUCCCGACAUGAUCGAGUACCGGGGGCGUCGUCGCACUCCCCGCGUCAACCCACAACCCACCAGUGUGGUGGAAAGCUCCAGCUCCGACCCCAGCCAGGCGCCUAACCUCACCACCUGCCUGUAG
This is a messenger RNA of Galeopterus variegatus (Sunda flying lemur), 543 nucleotides long. It is a transcript of the gene KLF14, whose product is annotated as Kruppel-like factor 14. The annotation marks the transcript as partial. The transcript has a single exon. Gene Ontology annotation, molecular function: RNA polymerase II cis-regulatory region sequence-specific DNA binding; DNA-binding transcription factor activity, RNA polymerase II-specific. Lineage: Eukaryota; Metazoa; Chordata; Mammalia; Dermoptera; Cynocephalidae. Gene Ontology annotation, biological process: regulation of transcription by RNA polymerase II. The record is from RefSeq and is a predicted model, not a curated record.